Monomorium pharaonis (pharaoh ant) is the source of this 2132-nucleotide messenger RNA. RefSeq names its product zinc finger protein draculin. Gene Ontology annotation, biological process: negative regulation of transcription by RNA polymerase II; regulation of cytokine production; regulation of immune system process. The record is from RefSeq and is a predicted model, not a curated record. The coding region runs from base 1 to 2016 and encodes 671 amino acids. NCBI's taxonomy places the organism in Eukaryota, Metazoa, Arthropoda, Insecta, Hymenoptera, Formicidae. The transcript has 4 exons.
AUGGAAGGAAUCAAGAACGAAGGCAUGCGGGAUUCCCACGCAUUCUUUAUUGAGACGUCUUCGAGUAUCGCCGAGAUAAUCAGCACAGAUAGCAGUAAAGAGAACAGGAGUGUAGUGAGACGCUUACAUUAUGCCUGUGACGUUUGCUCGUUUCCAUGCCGGACAAAGGGGAAUUUAAGAAAACACAUGCAGCUUCACAAGAACACGUGUAAAAUCUGCAACGAGUUAUUCGUCUCAUCGGAGAAGUUAGAACUUCACAUGGUCGUGCAACACGGCGAGCCCAAGUACACCUGCAAACUGUGCUACUCUGUUAUAUGGAACAAGUCAGACAUGAAAAAGCAUUUUCUCGUGAGUCAUUUAGAUCCUUUCUGCAAUACGUGCACCGCUUGCAAUAAGGUAUUCCAAUCAAAAUACGCUAUAGAGAGGCAUAUGUAUAGUCAGCACACGAAGCUCUCGGUGGCGUGCACCAUCUGCAGACGCGUCUACAACAGUUAUCAUGCGCUGAAGGCACACACUAAGCUCAUUCAUCUGAAGACUGGUUACCAGUGCGAGAUUUGUAAGCGACGUCUCCUCUCCGCGGAUUCUCUGGAGGCGCACCUACGACGGCACGAAGGCACGCGAAAUAUGGAUAGUUACAUCUGUACAACGUGCGGCGAGACUUUUCUUACUAAAAAUAAACUAAACAAACACGUGACCAUCCACGGCGAGAUCAAUCCCUAUGUAUGUCCGGUAUGCCAGAAAGCCUUCGAGAAACGGGCAAAUCAGGUGCAACAUAUUUUGACGCAUAUGAGUAACGUUUACGCAUGCGACAUAUGCGGGCUGAGGUACUCACGAAGGGCUGCUCUAAUAUGGCACAGAAAAAUGCAUCCUGGACCGCUCGGGAAAUUGCCGGUUAUACCCGUGAUAGGCAUCGUGAGCGAAAUUUACUUGUCUAUCGUCAGCCGAGAUUUUAAUUUUUGCAAAUCUCCGCAGACUUCUAAUCACUUAGGAAGAGUGGAUCCAUUGAACGUUGAAUCUAAUGUCCAGAAACUUUUCGAAUAUGAACGGACGAAAAGAAAAAAAUCGUUAACAGAACAUGAAGAACGAUUAUCAGAAAAGAUAAACGCGAGCUUAACGAGAGAAGCCCUUAGUCCGCGAAUUGUAACCGAAGAGAAUCGAUUGACUAAAGGGAAGACGACGUGUGUAGAGUGUGAUCACUGUCAUCGCAAGUUCUUGAAGAAGAGUAACCUCGCCGAGCACCUCAAGCAGCACAGACACAAAUGCGCUGACUGCCCUAAGACCUUCAGCCUUCGGCGUUAUCUGAUCUCUCACGUCGAGAAGAAUCAUCGGCAACAAAUGUACGAGUGCAGCGUGUGCAAAUACAAGAGCAACAACAAAGGCACUCUAAAGAAUCACUACAUCCGAUUACAUACGAGCAACUAUGACUACGCGUGCGAUACGUGUGGCAAGCAGUUUAAGAUAAAGAAAGCUCUGAAUCAUCACGUGAAACAGAACCAUAGCGAAACUCCGCCGAUCGUGUGUGACGUUUGUGGUCACUUUAGUAAGAAUCUCCAUGCCCUUAAAGCUCACAUGAAGUAUCGGCAUUAUAAGCCGGAAUUUGUCUGUCGGAUAUGCCAACGGGGUAUGACCACACAGGAGAACUUAGAGCAGCACCUCAUGUGGCAUGAAACCAGGGAGAAGGUACUCUGUCCGACUUGCGGCAAGCGAUUCCGAGGGCGCGACCUGGACUCGCAUAUGAGAGUGCACACCGGAGUAAAGCCAUUUCCCUGUCCUGUCUGCGGAAAGACCUUCCGACGGCAAACUGCUCAAGAGCAGCAUGUGUUGAUUCAUACCGGAAAGAGACCUUACAUUUGCGAUAUUUGUGGUCAAGCGUUUGCCCAAAAACCCGGCCUGAUCUGUCACAGGAAGAGACAUCCUGGUCCAUUGCCUCCGUUACCUGUAGUUUCUAUCAAGAACAUCGUUACGGAAUUUACAAAAGAGUACGCUACGAAAAACGCAGUUAUAAAGAUUGAAUAAGAUAUACAAGACAAAUAUAUAGUUAAUGGGUACAUUUGACGAAAUUAACUGUGAAUAUCAAAUGUUUUAUGAUUACGUCAAGAAUAAUUAAAAAUUUGACAUGAAAAGUGGCGAAA